Messenger RNA from Insectozyma verbasci, 855 nucleotides. Lineage: Eukaryota; Fungi; Ascomycota; Pichiomycetes; Serinales; Debaryomycetaceae. The record is from the annotation of a GenBank genome assembly.
AUGAAAUUUUUAUCUACCGUAUCAUUUGGUUUUCUUGCUACUUCAGUUUUAGCAGCCACUAGAAACGUUCAAUUAUUCGUUACUUCAGAUAAUGAAGAAGUCAAUGGACAAGGUGUCAGUAGUAUCCAUGAAGGUGCAGGUGUCGAAUACGUAAGAGUCAGUGAAGCUGCUCAAACUUAUAUCUACAAUGAUGAAACAUUUGUUUUAUACAAAGAAAUUCAAGUUGGUGAAGAUACUGCUAUUCAAUACUUUGGUAUUGAUGGUAAUGUUUUACAAUUUUCAGUAGGUGUUGAAAGUAUUAGAGUCGAUAUUGAUGAAGCUGGUGUUGUCUCAUUUAUUGGUUCAGAUUCAGUUUAUGCUAGAAAAAACAUUAACGAUCCAUACAAUUAUUCAGAAGAUCAAUACUUCCUUGUCACUGAAGCUGGUGAAGAUGGUAUUCCAGUCGGUCUUUCAGCUGUUUUUGAUGAAGAAUCAGAAGAAGAACCAAGUGCUUCUGAAACUGAAGUUCCUGCUGAAACUGUUGCUCCACAUCCUAAUAAAACAGUUACAGUUUAUACUACUUGGUGUCCAGAACCAACCACUUUAACUUUAACCGUCUGCGAAUCAGUUUGUGCUGAAUCAAAAGUAACUGUUGAAUCAGCUGGUCCAGUCACAGUUUCAAAUGUUAUUGCUGAAGUUUCAACUUCAGUUGGUGAACCAGUUGCUACCGAAGCUCCAGUUGCUACCGAAGCUCCAGAAGAAGAAGAAGCUCCAGAAGAAGUUUCUCCAGAAGUUACUACCUAUGAAGGUUCUGCUAACAUGGUUACUGGUUCAGUUGUUGCUUUUGCUGCUGCUGCCAUUGGUUUAGUUUUUUAG